This is a messenger RNA of Pelodiscus sinensis (Chinese soft-shelled turtle), 4551 nucleotides long. The record is from RefSeq and is a predicted model, not a curated record. Lineage: Eukaryota; Metazoa; Chordata; Testudines; Trionychidae.
AAUGGAAGUGAUUCCUGUCAGUUUCACUAACAACAAAACUGAAAUGCUGCAGAAAUUGGCAGCUUAAGUAGCUUUCCCCAGGAAAAGUGUAAUCAACUCAUCCGAGUUGAAUAAUUGUGGUUUUUAAUUAAGCUCUGCUUUAAAAACUUAGUCCUUUUAUAGGGACACUGGCUAGAUUUCAGGCAGGUGGUCUCAAAAACAAGUUGAAAGUGGCCUCUCAUUUGAAAAUGCUCAGUAUCCCCUGAUUUUCAAACACCAUAUGUAGUACCUCUUCCAAAAUCCAAAGUAGGAAAGAGAUUAUUAGAGUAGUGACUGCUACAUAAGCUAUUGUACAAAUCUGGCAAGUAGCAGGAUACUAAGGUUUCUUUCCUGAGAUUAAAAAAAUGAUACAAUUGAAGACAAAUUUCUUUGUCCACUAAACUUGUCUAUUUGCUACUCUACUGAAAGUCCCUCUUACUGUACAUUUUUGCUGCUUGUGUUCAGUGGAUGAGUUGCUUUCUUUGUGCCUUGAAGUCAAUUAUAUAUGGGAGAGAUUAUAGAGUGGUUGGCUGGGAAAAAAUACAGUUGACUUUAGAUUGCAGCCACGUCAUGGAAAAGUGACUUGAUGAGUCCUAACUUAGAACCCUUUUGAGGUACGUCCAUGUGGCAGUGUUUCAAUGUCAUGCUGCUGGUCUGGAUUCUUCUCAUCCUUUGAAAGUUCAUAGUGCCUUGUUUGGUUUUAUGGAAACCAAAUUUGCAUUGCAGUCUUAGAACUAAGAAAGCAAAAAUGAAAAUCUGUUCAGAACUUUGAAGGCAUUUUGUCUAAAUCAUCAUUUCUCUUAUAUCCAUUGCAUUGAAAUUAGCAGUCUGCUUAAUAUCCUCCUUGCAUGAUGCCAGUUGACAGGUUAAAAUUUGAGAUCUUUAUAGCCGAUGUCUCGGACUGGAGUUUCCUCUCUCUCAUACUCGGGUGCAAAUUGAUCUAAGCAGAAUUGGUGUUUAUCAGAAGGGCAUGAGCCAGAGGUUUUUUCCAGCGUACCAUGGCUUUGCCUUGUCUUAUAAUUUAGUGUGUUGUAAUAUCAGACCAUAUUUUCCCAGACAUCUGAAAGUAGAAAGGUCUAGUACAGUAUGAAGGAUUGGUUGCCUAAGGAGCCAGGGUGGGAAAUAUCUUCUCUCACAUAUAUUUGAAGCACACUUCUAAACAAAGUAAAAGAGGCUCUGGGUUCCCCAAGCUUUCCCUGUUUGCAUAGAGUGGAAAUCCUGUAAUUUAGCUUCCGGAGUACUGCUUGAAAAGUGCUUGCUAAAAGGAGCAAGAUAGAAGAGUGAAGUGGCCCUAAUCCGAGAUUCAAGUUAUUGUCAGGUAGAGGGGUGGUCAUUACUGAAUUGAGGCAGUGGCCUCCACGAACAUGUCAGCGCUCUGCCGUAAAGAGCUUUCUGACUCCUUCAAAAGGCAAAGAAACAGGUAGCUGCUGUCCACAAUGGAGAAGGCGUGGGUGAGGGUAACGGGGAUGCAUUAGAUUAGCAAUGUGCAUGAUGUACAGGUGUCAGGGUGUUCUAAAGAUGCAAAUGAAGAGUUUUAAUAGUACCUGUAUAGUCUGAAAUUAAACUGUCACUUCUGAACUAGCAAGAGCCUAUUUGGAUGGUAAUGUUGGCUUCUGGUGUCUAUCUUGGCAAGUAAACUCUCUCUGUUUUGAAUCUCUUUAUGAGAGUGAGAUCUUGGAAUGACUCAUACAGAUAAGUGGAACCAAGGCUGUUGCUUAUUUGUGCAAUCUCAGAGAGAUAGCUGUGUCAGUCUGUAAAUUUAAAAACAGCUAGUCCUGUGGCACCUUGGAGACUAACAAAAAUAAAUAUAGUAUCAUGAGCUUUCAUGGGCAAAACCCUUAUGCAGAAUUUUCAUUAACUCCAUUGGGUUCUGCGUAUGUGUAACCAAGAAUGGAAUUUGGACUCCAAUCUGUUUGUAUCUAAGCACUCUCUUGACAACUUCCUGCUUGAUCUGUAGUUAAUCCGAAGGUUUAUUGGGGGUUGGUUAAUUUUAUUGAAAGGUGACCUGCAAAGGAUGUUUGCUUUUUUGGUGACACAUUUAUGCUGUAUAAAAGUUUGAGAUUUUUUUUUUCUAAAAUCUCUUUUCUGCUUGUCUUUUAAAUACAAAUACAGGUGGCUUAUCUUCUUAUUUCCCCUGGAAUACUUUAUGGACAAAUGGAGAGCUGGUGGGAUUAUAUCAAAUACCCAGGAAAUAAAAGGGAAGAGAGAUUUAUUUAGGCUCUCACACUAAUUUAAAUCCGUGCCUGACAAGCAGCUGCAAGAGGGUUUUUUGUUGUUGUUGCUGAAAAGAUUCCAUGCCCUGGACUUUCCAGUUGAAGGCUGAGCUGAGCUCUUUGUCCUCCAAGGAAACCGCCAGCAAAAAAAUAAACAAGACAAGACUUGACCUUCCAGGUCACCGAGCCCCACCAGCAAGGAGCGGCCAUCGGUGUGUAGCCGAUAACGCCAACCUGUACGUGUUUGGAGGGUAUAACCCGGAUUACGAUGAGUCUGGAGGGCCAGAGAAUGAAGACUACCCUCUCUUCAGGGAGCUUUGGCGAUAUAACUUUGCUACAGGCACAUGGCAUCAAAUGGGCACCGAGGGUUACAUGCCCAGAGAGCUAGCAUCCAUGUCACUUGUCUUGCAUGGGAACAACCUCUUGGUAUUUGGGGGCACCGGGAUCCCGUUUGGGGAGAGCAACGGCAAUGACGUCCAUGUCUGCAAUGUGAAGUACAAGCGAUGGGCCCUGCUCAGCUGCCGAGGGAAGAAACCAAAUCGAAUAUAUGGACAGGCGAUGGCUAUCAUUAAUGGCUCCUUAUAUGUUUUUGGAGGAACAACUGGUUACAUUUAUAGCACAGAUCUACAUAAAUUAGACCUUAACACAAGGGAAUGGAUACAACUGAAACCCAACAACAUGCACUGUGAUAUGCCAGAGGAGAGGUACAGACACGAAAUCGCACAUGAUGGGCAGAGGAUUUAUAUCUUGGGAGGUGGAACUUCCUGGACAGCUUAUUCCUUGGAUAAGAUCCACGCAUAUAACCUUGAAACAAACACCUGGGAGGAAAUUGCAACGAGACCCCAUAAGAAAAUAGGUUUCCCAGCAGCCAGAAGAUGCCACAGUUGUGUACAAAUAAAAAAUGAUGUGUUUGUCUGUGGCGGAUACGACGGAGAAGUGAUCUUGGGAGACCUCUGGAAGCUAAAUCUUCAAACUUUCCAGUGGGCGAAGCUACCAGCGGUCAUGCCGGAGCCGGUUUAUUUUCACUGUGCUGCUGUCACACCAGCUGGCUGCAUGUACGUCCACGGAGGGGUGGUCAACAUCCAUGAAAACAAACUGACUGGCUCCUUAUUUAAGAUGUGGCUGGUAGUCCCCAGCCUCCUGGAACUGGCCUGGGAGAAGCUGCUGGGAUUCUUCCCUCAUCUAACAACUCUCUCCAGAUCGCAGCUUUUGCGCCUGGGCCUCACACAGGGACUCAUUGAGCGAUUGAAAUGAGAGCUCCUUGCUGUCCUCUCCCUGUCCUAAAAGCACUAAAAAGACCCCCUGCCCCUUACGGAUGUCGCUGCGGAGGAGAGGGGAGAACCCGGCGCGCAGCGCCUUACUCAGCAGAUACAGCCCACGCCUUUCUGUGAAUGUUUAUGGAAAUCAGAUUUUUAUUUAUGGAUCUCUACAAAUACAUUAGGCAGGAACUAAGAUGCUGUUCAGAACUUGUUCAUCACGGACAGCCACCAGCCUUUGUUUGCACGUGCCGGUAGCCUAAUAAAUUUGAGGGAGGGGCUUAGACAUUGCGGCAGCUCCUGCUGACACACGGUGUUUAACUUAUUGCUUCUAAAGGUGCAUUUAACUCAUUAGAAGAUGCCCACGGCAGCCAUUCAGCCACCUGUUGGACUGAAAGUUCCCCUUGGUGCCCAGCUGCAUCCAUGCUCUGAAUGCCACAGUUGGCCCUGCCUCUGUAUAGCUUUCACUGCCUGACGACUUGUGUGUGUGGUGGGCAUACGAGCGUUGUCUUUGAGUUCUGGGAGGUGGCUGGGAUGUGGCAGUAGCCGGUGAAAACGGCACAGGCCUUCUGAAACGUUGCUGCAGCACGCGGUGGUUUCAAGCGACAGUGUCACUGUUCCUUCCCUUUUCAUAUUGAAAUGUCUGCCUGGAAGAGUGGUUACAAAAUGGCCGCAUACAGACUACUGUGUAGUUUUCUCUGAACAGGUGGUGGGAAGGAGCAGUGUGGUACUCGGAAUCUUCUCCUUCCUGCCCUUGUAGCACUCUGAAAAAGCUGAUAGAGGAAACGUACUAUAUCGAUUUUAAAGCUGUCUGUAACCUUACGUAUGUCAUGCCCUCCAUAAUUCAGGGUCUUGCCCACCUGUGUCCCCUCCACCCACGUUCCAUGAGUCUCCCCCCCCCCCCAGCCAGUGGAAUUUUCUCUGGAUUGCCUGUCCAAUGCUUUGUUUUAUUCCUUUUCUGUCUGGCUUUUUUUAACUUCUGUGAACCGAUCCUUCCUCCCAAAAUUAAUGGCUUGUUUUUCACAGGAAACACCAUGUGUUGUAAAACGUGGGGGAGAGGAAUG